UCUAAAAAGCGCCCCCCCAGAACUCAACCGCUCACCAAUCGACCGCUUGAUUGGAGGAGAUACGGCUAUCCGCCGCGGUCGGAUCUUUGAAUUUAAAAAAAAAUAUUAUUAUUAUUAUAGGCCUAUACGGUAUUUAUAUUACAUUUUGCACAAUGCGAUGAGAACGUCACGCAGGCAUUGAUAUUUAGGUUUGAGGAUAAUAAUAAAAAAGACGAUGCCUGGUGAAGCGCGGCUCCAUCAGUGCGCCUCUAUUGCAGGUCAUCUGAAAACAACAAUAGAUAUAUCAUGUCGUGUUUGAGCGUCGCAUGCAGCGCUGUUAUUGUCCUGUUCGGAGCGGUUUGCAGCGUUUUCAUAUUCUGUGAGUAUCUGAUUUAUUACGCCGCGAUAUUACAGUGCGGUUGGCCUGGGAUCGACCAUGGUGCCCCGGCGAGUGAGAGGAGCGCAGACGGCCAACCAGAGCCCGAGGUUCUCCGCGCUAUGGUGCUGUCAGACACGCACCUCCUCGGCGCUGUCGGAGGGCACUGGUUCGACAAACUGCGAAGGGAAUGGCAGAUGGAACGAGCUUUCCAGACCGCCCUGGCCCUGCUCCGACCUGAGGUCGUCUUUAUACUGGGGGAUGUGUUCGAUGAGGGGAAAUGGAGCUCUCCGAAGAACUGGGAGGAUGAUGUCUGUCGUUUCCAGAAGAUGUUUAGACAUCCCAGUGACACAGAGCUGGUAGUUCUGGUUGGAAACCACGACAUCGGCUUCCACUACGAAAUGGACUGGUUCAAGUUACAACGCUUUGAGAAGGCCUUCAAUACCACCUCCACCAGAAUGGUCACCAAGAAAGGAGUGAACUUUCUGUUGGUCAACAGCGUGGCGUUGCAUGGUGACGGUUGUCCUAUCUGCCAAUCAGUGGAGAAACAGCUUCACACACUGUCCAGGGACCUCAACUGUUCACUACUACAGAAUUCUGAGUCCAGAAUUAUAAGAGAAUACUGCCAAGACGCGUGGACCUAUCCUUCUACAACACCUAUCAUCCUGCAGCAUUACCCUCUUUACCGGGUGAGUGAUGCGGGCUGUACGGGUCGGGAUGCUGCUCCUCCUGAAGAGCGCCACCUGCUGUUCAGAGAGAAGUACGACGUGCUGUCUCAGGAGGCCUCUCACAGGCUGCUGCAGUGGUUUAAGCCCCGCCUGGUUCUCAGUGGCCACACCCACAGUGGUUGUCAGGUUCUCCAUGACAACAAGUACCCAGAGAUCAGUGUUCCGUCCUUCAACUGGAGGAACCGCAACAACCCCAGUUUCAUACUGGGUUCGUUCUCCUCCAGUGGUUAUGGCCUGUCUAAGUGUUUCCUUCCAGAGGAGAGUACAGUGAUAGCCCUCUACUGCUCUACAGGAGCCAGCCUCCUCUUCCUCCUCCCUCUGGUCCACUGCCUGUGGAUGCGAGGCCUUUUCCGGUGCCUCAUCCUCUGUCCAAUCAGCAAACACAAGUUUCUCUGACGGUCUCAGGUAGAGGUUGUCCCUGACUGCUGAAUGAUACAGGGUGAGAUAUGAGCUACAUCCCAUCUCAAAUGGCACCCUAUUCCCUAUUAAGUGCACUACUUUUAACCAGGUUAGCCCCAUAGGUGCUCUGGUAAGAAGUAGUGUACUACGUAGGGAAUAGGGCGCAACUUGGGACGUAGCCACGCUGUCCUCCCCCUAAAGCAGGGGUGGCUGGUGCUCCUGCCCUGGGAGGCUGCCGUGGGUUUGCAGGGUUGUGCUCCACCACAGCACUGACUGACAUGUUCAUGUGAACACAGGACCAAGUCUUGCUGGUUUGCUGACAGGUUUGUUAGAGUAGGGCUGAAACAAAAGCCUGCACACCCAGUAGCCUUCCAAAAGGAAAAUUGGUCAUCCUAUUGGGAGGUAAAGUAAUCUGACUCUAGAUCUGUAGUUAAGGACAGCCUCUACCUGGAGAGAACCUGUGUGACCCCCUCCCCCCCCACAGAGACUUGGACGUUUUUGAAAUUCUGUAUUUUUCUUUCUUUAAAGCUGUGAAAUUCCACAUUCCAAAAAGAACAAAGAACAGAGUUCAGGAUAGAGAAUAGGGGUCAGGAUGGAGAAUAGGGGUCAAGAUGGAGAAUAGGGGUCAGGAUGGAGAAUAGGGGUCAGGAUGGAGAAAAGGGGUCAGGAUGGAGAAUAGGGGUCAGGAUGGAGAAUAGGGGUCAAGAUGGAGAAUAGGGGUCAGGAUGGAGAAUAGGGGUCAAGAUGGAGAACAGGGGUCAGGAUGGAGAAUAGGGGUCAAGAUGGAGAACAGGGGUCAAGAUGGAGAACAGGGGUCAGGAUGGAGAAUAGGGGUCAGGAUAGAGAACAGGGGUCAAGAUGGAGAAUAGGGGUCAGGAUGGAAAAUAGGGGUCAGGAUGGAGAACAGGGGUCAGGAUGGAGAACAGGGGUCAGGAUGGAGAACAGGGGUCAGGAUGGAGAACAGGGGUCAGGAUAGAGAACAGGGGUCAGGAUGGAGAAUAGGGGUCAGGAUGGAGAAUAGGGGUCAGGAUAGAGGUCAGGGGUCAGGAUGGAGAAUAGGGGUCAGGAUAGAGAACAGGGGUCAAGAUGGAGAACAGGGGUCAGGAUGGAGAACAGGGGUCAGGAUGGAGAACAGGGGUCAGGAUAGAGAAUAGGGGUCAGGAUAGAGAACAGGGGUCAGGAUGGAGAACAGAGUUCAGGAUAGAGGUCAGGGGUCAGGAUAGAGAACAGGGGUCAGGAUAGAGAACAGGGGUCAGGAUGGAGAACAGGGGUCAGGAUAGAGAACAGGGGUCAGGAUAGAGAACAGGGGUCAGGAUGGAGAACAGGGGUCAGGAUGGAGAACAGAGUUCAGGAUAGAGGUCAGGGGUCAGGAUAGAGAACAGGGGUCAGGAUAGAGAACAGGGGCCAGGAUAGAGAACAGGGGUCAGGAUGGAGAACAGAGUUCAGGAUAGAGAACAGGGGUCAGGAUAGAGAACAGGGGUCAGGAUAGAGGUCAGGGGUCAGGAUAGAGAACAGGGGUCAGGAUAGAGAACAGGGGUCAGGAUAGAGAACAGGGGUCAGGAUAGAGAACAGGGGUCAGGAUGGAGAACAGGGGUCAGGAUGGAGAACAGAGUUCAGGAUAGAGAACAGGGGUCAGGAUAGAGAACAGGGGUCAGGAUAGAGAACAGGGGUCAGGAUGGAGAACAGGGGUCAGGAUGGAGAACAGGGGUCAGGAUGGAGAACAGAGUUCAGGAUAGAGAACAGGGGUCAGGAUAGAGAACAGGGGUCAGGAUAGAGAACAGGGGUCAGGAUGGAGAACAGGGGUCAGGAUGGAGAAUAGGGGUCAAGAUGGAGAAUAGGGGUCAAGAUGGAGAACAGGGGUCAAGAUGGAGAAUAGGGGUCAGGAUAGAGAACAGGGGUCAGGAUGGAGAACAGAGUUCAGGAUAGAGAACAGGGGUCAAGAUGGAGAAUAGGGGUCAGGAUGGAGAAUAGGGGUCAGGAUAGAGAACAGGGGUCAGGAUGGAGAACAGAGUUCAGGAUAGAGAACAGGGGUCAAGAUGGAGAAUAGGGGUCAGGAUGGAGAAUAGGGGUCAGGAUAGAGAACAGGGGUCAGGAUGGAGAACAGGGGUCAAGAUGGAGAGUAGGGGUCAAGAUGGAGAAUAGGGGUCAGGAUGGAGAAUAGGGGUCAGGAUGGAGAAUAGGGGUCAAGAUGGAGAAUAGGGGUCAGGAUGGAGAAUAGGGGUCAAGAUGGAGAACAGGUGUCAGGAUGGAGAAUAGGGGUCAAGAUGGAGAAUAGGGGUCAGGAUGGAGAAUAGGGGUCAAGAUGGAGAAUAGGGGUCAAGAUGGAGAACAGGGGUCAAGAUGGAGAGUAGGGGUCAAGAUGGAGAACAGGGGUCAUGGUGGAGAAUAGGGGUCAGGAUGGAGAACAGGGUCAUGGUGGAGAAUAGGGGUCAGGAUGGAGAACAGAGGUCAGGACAGUGGAUCAGGACAGAGAACAGAGGUCAGGAUGGUGGAUCAGGACAGAGAACAGGGGUCAGGAUAGAGAACAGAGGUCAGGACAGUGGAUCAGGACAGAGAACAGAGGUCAGGACAGUGGAUCAGGACAGAGAACAGGGGUCAGGAUGGAGAGCAGGGGUCAAGAUAGAGGUCAGGACAGUGGAUCAGGAUAGAGAACAGACAACCAACAGACACUAUCCUGACCACUGUUCUCUAUCCUGAUCCACUAUCCUGACAACGCCAGAGGCCCGAGCCAGUGUUUUCAUACCCUCACCUUGUACAGAGAGUACUGGUCGUUGUCCUUGUUCUGGCGUUCGGAAAGGGACCAUUCAACUACAAUGAAGGAAAACUUCACUGUCAGUCAUCUAGAUGUUCCUCUCUUCGCACCAGGAAGUACAAGGUUCACUGUCUCCCAUCUUCCUCUGUGUGGCCCGUAGCAACUCAGAGGAGGAGUGCUGAUCUAGGAUCAGGCUGUUCCUGUCCAGGUCAUCUUUAGGGGCUCCCGAGUGGCGCAGCGGUCUAAGGCACUGCAUCUCAGUGCUUGAGGCGUCACUACAGACACCCCGGUUAGAUUCCAGGCUGUAUCACAACCGGCUGUGAUUUGGAGACCCGUAAGGCGGCGCACAAUUGGCCCCAGCGUCGUCCCGGGUUUGGCCGGUGUCGGCCGUCAUUGUAAAUAAGAAUUUGUUCUUAAACUGACUUGCCUAGUUAAAUAUUAUUAUUAUAAAAAAUAAAAAAAAUCUUGUUCAAAGACUAACCUGAUUCUAGAUCAGCAGUCCUACCCAGAGAGGCUUUGUGGGUAACAGGUCCUGAUCUCUAUUAUAUAUACUGAUACCAGAAGUGCAUGUCUUCAAGCAGCAUUUAAUGUACUAAAGACACACGUCUCUCUGACAACGGUAAUGGACUUUUAUUAUCGUUGUUUUCAUUAUUUAACAAAUAAAAAAACGUUUUUUCUCCUCCUGUAUGCAAAUGUAUGUAAAUCUAUUUAAAUUCCUGAUGUAAAUACCAAUAAAGGAAAUUAUGUCAACAGUU
This is a messenger RNA of Oncorhynchus mykiss (rainbow trout), 4989 nucleotides long. RefSeq names its product metallophosphoesterase 1. Gene Ontology annotation, molecular function: phosphoric diester hydrolase activity. The record is from RefSeq and is a predicted model, not a curated record. NCBI's taxonomy places the organism in Eukaryota, Metazoa, Chordata, Actinopteri, Salmoniformes, Salmonidae. Gene Ontology annotation, cellular component: endoplasmic reticulum-Golgi intermediate compartment. Gene Ontology annotation, biological process: GPI anchor biosynthetic process; endoplasmic reticulum to Golgi vesicle-mediated transport.